AUGCCUCCCGCCCGCGCAUUCAUUGCAGACAUCUAUUCCGACGCUGGCGCUGGACAGCAAGCGGUCCUGGAAGCUAUUCGCGGCGUCGACAAGCACGUCGUGUCUGACGAGCCAUGGGCAAGUGUCUACUAUUGGUAUAUUUCGGAAGAUCCCAAUGAUGGCACGGUUUAUGGUCUUGAAGAGUACGAGACAGAAAAACAUCACCUGGAAGGCCACAAUACUAGCAAACCCUUCUUGCACCUCGUCGACACGGUUGGCAAAUCCUCUUCCAAGGAGAACAAGUUGAAGCUUGAGUACCUCGAACCCGUCCUUGGGUUUACCGAACGCAGUGGUCCUACCAAGGCCGGCGUCGUGCGAGUCGAGCGAAUCACGACUACAUCGUCUCAGAUGGACGCGGUGCUGGAUCAAUUGAAGCCAUUCGCACUUCAUGUUGAGCAAAAUGAGCCAGGAACACAAUCAUUCUUCGUUUACAAAAGUCGCGAAUCGCCCGAUCAAAUUGUGAUCUUCGAAAGGUUUGAGACCAAGGCUGGUCUGGAAGCGCAUCUUCAGUCGGAAGUACGUAAAAAGUUAGACGAUCAACUGGCGUCUGUGAUCAAAGGGAAAACAGCGGAUUGCUUCAAGGAGGCGGGUAUCGGAUUCAUGAAACGCCAUUAG
Fonsecaea erecta is the source of this 654-nucleotide messenger RNA. RefSeq lists its product as hypothetical. Lineage: Eukaryota; Fungi; Ascomycota; Eurotiomycetes; Chaetothyriales; Herpotrichiellaceae. The record is from RefSeq and is a predicted model, not a curated record. Bases 1 to 654 code for a protein of 217 amino acids. The transcript has 4 exons.